CACGAAAACCAAAUAGCAACUGGGAUUUCAAAUCGGUAGCCUAAUCGAAUUCGCAUCUAUUUCCAUCUUAAUCUAUAUAGGUAACUAGGUAAGUAAGUACUAUAAGUACUUAUUUCACGCGAACUCGUUUAAAAAAAAAAAAAAAAAAAAAAACGAUUUGAAUUAAUAAGGCUGAUGUAAAUUGAAUGUCUUUGCGUUUUCCUAUUUGGCAAGUCUAAAAUACAUACAACGUUGAAUUAAACGCAGUCUUGUUGUAGAUAUAGAUAUCAUAUCUAUGUAUACUUUACAUUGUGUGGUAUAAUAACUGUGCAGUAGGUAAGUAGCAAAAAUUAUUGCAGCCAUGGCUAAUUGUGAAUCGAUGAAUCAUCGGUGUUUAUUAGAAUUCUGUUCGUUACAUCGCCGUGCUCUGUGAUAAACGUCACAUGAAAGUACAUAUGUAUGUUGAUUUCAUUUCAAAAAUACCCAGUUUUUUUCGAGCAUUUCACCAUGUAAUGUGCAGUAGAGUGAUUGGUUUUCGUGUUUUUUUUUCUUUAUAUUGUAUUUAACGUAACGAAAUUGCCGGUCAUCAUUUCGUACUUGGGAUUUGAAUAAGAAGAUCUUGGAACAUUUCUUCUUCCUUUUCAACCACAUAAUCGGAUGUUCGAUUAAUAAUCAAGGAUUACCUAUCAUCAGGUACCUACAUCGGAUCUGAAUAGUUUCUGAAAACGUUUACGCUGUGGCAGAAAAAUGUCAUUAAACAGAAAAAUUAAAUACCCUCCUCAAAGUUUGGGCACGAGACAGAUAUCACUGAUCCCAGUGAUCCCUAUUCCCAGCCAAUCUCCAAAUGAUCAGUCAUCAAAAGCUGUAAAUCGGAAAAGACCGAAAAAUGAACCUGACAAAAACGAAUCAGUAUUGUGCAAUACAUACCGUCAAGAAGCUCUUUUCACGACACCUAUUGCUGGGUUCCUAUCAACAUUGAGAAGUGGCUUCAAUGGAAAUGAAUCCUACUCACAAGCAAACUCUCCUUCACCUGCCUUCCAGAAAACAUCGGUUGGGACUCCUGCCAAACGUCAGAAAAUAUGCAGAACUGAUUCUGCAGACAAGAGGAAAUCAACGAGCACUCCGAAGCCCAGCCCUCAGAAACCAAUAAAUCUAUCUGCUUCUGACAAGAAGAAAUCAACGAACUCUCCAAAACCUAGCCUUCCGAAACCAAUAAACCUAUCAGCGAAACCAUCAGAAACAGAAAUUGUAAAAGUGAAAAAAGAGGAUGAUAAAUUGGAAACCGAAACCGCCCUGGAUGACAAAUUAAGAAUAAUAUUGCUUUCCCUGAAGUACGCAUUGGAAAAAAAAUAUUCGUUCGCUUUCGCAACUGAUACAGAUUCGGAGGGAAAUUUCGACGAUAUCGCAUUCCAGUACAAAGAACCAAAUGGUAAAUUAGUAUAUCGAUUAUUGAGAGUCAAGCAUGAAACACGUACGACCAGAGUGAUCAGAAUGAAUGACUUACUGGCAGAAAACGAUAACAAAUUCAGCUUACAGAAGCAUUUCUUUUCUUAUCAAAAAGCAACGAAUAAUCGUUUGUUCGAAGAUUACAAAAUGAAAGAUUAUAUAAUCUGUACCAAUAUUAACAUGGAAGACAGUUUGAAAAACUACUUCGCGCCAAUUUCUGGUAACGAUAAAAUCUUGACUUUUGAGCAAACGGAGACAGAACGUUUGAAACUGAAAUUCGACGAAUUUCCAAAAAAGAAUGAAUUAUUUUCCGUGUUGAAGAAGACAUCGACAUGUAACAGGUUAGCUAAACAGCUCGCCAAAUGCGUAAAGUACGAAGAAGUUAUAGAUUUGAAAGAUGAUUUGUUCAAACGUUACCAUCGUGCUUUGCGAAGAUACGUAAUCGAGCCUGAAAACACUCAAGAUACUAAGGGUCAAAAUGUGAAGGCCAAAUUCAACAAAAGCUUUCUCGAAGGACAUUUAUCAGAACAAGCGAAAAAGUUCAGAACAGCGUUUUACGAAGCGUAUAAACAUCUUUCAAACGAGUCAAUCGAUAAGGUCGAAUUUUGGAAAAAUAUGAAAACUGUCAGACCAAAAAUGGCUCACUGUUUCAAAACAAUGAUUGAACUAGAUGAUGACCCUAAGCUAACCGAAUGUAAAAUGUUGGCGGAAGAGAUCGCAAAAGAAAUAAGAACACCUAAGGGUGACAUUGUUCAGCUAGGGAGAAGAACACUCGUUAUGAGAGAAAAUAUCGAUAAAUUGGCGGGAUACGUAUUUGUUGAGAAAGAUAAUAUGGAAAAAGAUACAUAUUGUUUUAAUUCUGAAUUUUUCAAAGACGAUUAUAAAUUACCAGAUGAUUUGAUAAAAUUUAAAAACUACUUGAUAGAAGAUCUAAACAAUAAAGGUGUGCCAUUUGAUAAGCACGAAUAUAAGUUUAAGAUAAGAGAAUUCAAAACAUGUGUAGAAGCAGUUGUGCAUUCCGAAGCUUACCUGCCAGAUGACAAUGAAGAUGAAAAAAUCACAGAGACUGAUAUUAGAGAAUUUUUCGAAAAAUUGGUGUUCGUAAUUAAUCAACCUCACGACAUCAAAUUGGACAAAAUCUACGCAGAAAAAAUCUCCAAAUAUUACAAUUCCUCGUUCGAUGCAGACAUAGCGUGUUCUCUUCAAAAAGACAUUCUAAACAAGAUGAAAGCUAAGCAAGGGUGUUUUCAGCCUCAUAAAGAUGGCAACGAGUUUUUCAAAAUGACUCACAACGUGAUCUCCAACCUGGUUGCACAGAAAGUGCACGAAUCUACUAUCAAAUACUGUAAAUCCCUCGAAUCGUUUGGUACACCAUUUAUGGAUGCACCACCAGAACUGCGCAGUUUUUUCAAUUCCAAACAAGAGCAAAUUCUCAACUUUAUUAGUUCGCUAGAUACUACAUUAGUUCAAGCUUCGAAUAAAAAUCCAGAAAAUAAGUCUGAAAGUAGUCUCGCUACAACAUUGAGUGCGAUUAAAGUGAUGCAUGCGUUGAAAAAAAUUCCUGCUUAUCAGAUCGAGAAUAGUUAUAUUUUUAUGCAUAUGAGCUCAAUUUUGACCAUACGAGAUCAUAUACUAGAUGUUUUCGACUCCGAAACAUCAAAUCAUCUCCUGGUGAUUGAAUGUGGAAGUGAAAAAGUGAAUUUUUGGAAGCUGUAUCAGCGUUUGUGUUCGAUAUUAGAACGUCGUCCGAAUAAAAAAAUAAUCAUAAUUACUGACAGGAAUGAUAUCUUAGCUGAGGCAUUUCGAGGCUUUUUUUCUGAAAAUGAGAAUACGUUUAGAGAGAUUAAAGAUAAAUCAAACAGGGCAUAGGGCUACUGUUAACAUUUGAGAAAGUAUAGUGUGUAAUCAAUUUUUAUGUAGAUACCUACACCCUGUAAAGAAUAGCUGUAUGAUUUGUUACAAACGAUUUUUGAUAAUUAUAUGCAAGAAUAGGUCAAUUUUGGAUUAUGACGAUUUUUUUUGUCAAAAAUGAAUCUUCGAUUUUUAUGAUUUCAUGUUGUGUUUUAAGAUGAGUAAUCUACGUUUUCUGUAAUAAAAAAAAUAUAUAUAUAUACCUACCUA
Molecule: messenger RNA, 3546 nt
Organism: Planococcus citri (citrus mealybug)
Lineage: Eukaryota; Metazoa; Arthropoda; Insecta; Hemiptera; Pseudococcidae
Exons: 6
Coding region: 727-3294 (855 amino acids)
Source: RefSeq, a predicted model, not a curated record